AUCUAAAUAAAAUGACAGUAGUCAAUAGAGAUUUACUACAUAAGAAUUUAUUGUAGUUAAAAAAUUAGAGAGUAUAUCAAACAAGGUUGCACGUUAUCUCGAUUCGUACAAUUGAGCACGAACACCAAACCUUAUUUGACAAAUUGAUGAUCCAAGUGUCGUCUGCUGCAGAGAGCUGACUGCAGCAAUAUAUUUGUAUUCCAACCGUCCUCCACGAUUCCCUCAUUUUUUUUUUACACGUUCGUCCUCAGGAAUUAAGUAAUAUACGCCAUGGCAUUUCAAAUUUCCAAUAUCAGAAAUGUUUUGCGCUUGGGAAAACACGUGCACACCAAAUGGAAUAUUCAGUCAGUUAGGCACUUGAACUUGCUUGAAUAUCAAAGCAAAUCUCUUUUAGAGAAGUAUAAUGUGACAGUUCAAAAAUUCAUAGUUGCAGACAAGAUUGAAGACACCAAUUCCCUGUCUAAGCUUAAUCCUGGAGAAUAUGUUGUUAAAGCACAAAUUUUAGCUGGAGGACGUGGUUUAGGCGUAUUUGAUUCAGGCUUUAAAGGAGGUGUCCACCUUACCAAAGAUCCAGUAAAAGCCAAAAGUCUUGUUGGUGAAAUGUUGAACAAAAGGCUCAUUACUAAGCAGACACCUAAAGAUGGCAUUCCUGUGAAUCAUGUGAUGGUAGCAGAAUCAGUUGACAUUUUAAGAGAAACAUACCUUUGCAUUCUCAUGGACAGAGAAUACAAUGGACCAGUUAUCAUUGCCAGUCCUGCUGGUGGAAUGGAUAUAGAAGAUGUGGCCCAUAAAACUCCUGAACUGAUUAAGACUCUGCCAGUUGAUAUUUUUGAAGGGGUCACUGAUCAAAUGGCAAAUGACCUUGCAGAAUUUCUUCUUUUCAAAGGGGAUUUAAAAAAGAAAGCUGCUCAGGAAAUCAAAAACUUGUGGGAAAUGUUUCUCAAGGUGGAUGCUGUGCAAGUUGAAAUCAAUCCCUUCGUUGAAACCCCGCAAGGACAAGUAGUUAGUGUUGACGCCAAGAUCGGUUUCGACGACAACGCAAAGUUUCGCCAGCAGGAAAUCUUUGACAUGGAGGACACAACGGAAUGUGAUCCUAGAGAAGUAGAAGCCAAUAAAUACAACUUAAACUACAUCGGAAUGGAUGGAAAUAUUGGUUGCUUGGUUAAUGGGGCUGGACUCGCCAUGGCGACGAUGGACAUUAUCCAACUUUAUGGAGCUUCUCCUGCAAACUUUCUUGAUGUUGGAGGCACUGUUCAAGAACAGCAAGUCCUUCAAGCAUUCCAAAUCCUCACCUCUGAUAAAAAUGUCAAAGCUAUUCUUGUAAACGUGUUUGGAGGUAUUGUCAACUGUGCAACCAUCGCAUCAGGAAUUGUCGGUGCUUGUAAACGCAUUGAGUUGAAAGUUCCACUUAUCGUUAGACUUGAAGGAACCAAUGUUGAUGCAGCAAAGCAGAUCCUUAAAGAUUCAGGGCUUCCCAUUCAAAGUGCAAGUGACCUUGAUGAUGCUGCUAAAAAAGCAGUAGCCAGCAUCUAAUCCUUAACUGGUAUUCUUGUGUAUAUCUAACCCUUAGAUUUAUGGACCAAAAAACUGUAGCUAUGAUUUAAAAUAAAAUUAAAGGUGGUGCAAUAUUGAUUGGGUACAUUUUGCAAAAAAAUCAA
Daphnia pulicaria is the source of this 1658-nucleotide messenger RNA. It is a transcript of the gene ScsbetaG, whose product is annotated as succinate--CoA ligase [GDP-forming] subunit beta, mitochondrial-like. Gene Ontology annotation, cellular component: succinate-CoA ligase complex; mitochondrion. The coding region runs from base 271 to 1533 and encodes 420 amino acids. Gene Ontology annotation, molecular function: ATP binding; succinate-CoA ligase (GDP-forming) activity. The transcript has 9 exons. The record is from RefSeq and is a predicted model, not a curated record. Gene Ontology annotation, biological process: tricarboxylic acid cycle; succinyl-CoA metabolic process. Lineage: Eukaryota; Metazoa; Arthropoda; Branchiopoda; Diplostraca; Daphniidae.